This is a messenger RNA of Striga asiatica, 1493 nucleotides long. The record is from the annotation of a GenBank genome assembly. Lineage: Eukaryota; Viridiplantae; Streptophyta; Magnoliopsida; Lamiales; Orobanchaceae.
AAUAAUAAUAACAAUAAAAAAAUAAUAAUGUUGUGAUUUUCAAGAAAAGGGUGCGGCACAAAAACCCAUAACAACCACAAUUGCUAUCUGUAUUUAUAAGGUCAAAUCCCUAAAAUUUUACUGAUUUCAUCGUUCAAAUUGAUACAGGCCCUGGUUUCCCACUUCAGGUACGAAAGCAUAUGAAUUUCAAUGUUUAUGUUUUUUCCUUUUUUUUUUGAGCUACAUUUUGACGGCUUCUACGCUCGAUAAUUAUUUCACAAAAACUAUGAGUUCUUUUGUUUUUUUUUUCUGGUGGAAUGUUUUUGUUUUUUUGCGUUUCUUGUUAGAUUAGUAGACGAUGAUGGGCUUUUGCAGAAGAAAAUGUCAACUGCCUGUCAAUAGUUUGGUCUGAGCUGCAGAGUUAGAUCAUGUGAUAUUGUUGUGUUAUCCUUGUUGAUUUCAAGGUUCUUUUAGAAUUUUCAGAUAAAAAGAAGAAAAAAAAUGAGUACUUUGGAUGUUGCGAGGGCUGAGCUUGCACUAGCUGUUUUGUAUCUUAACAAAGCCGAAGCUCGGGACAAAAUAUGCAGGGCCAUACAAUAUGGUUCGAAAUUCUUGAGUAAUGGAGAGCCCGGCACAGCACAAAAUGUCGACAAAUCAACUAGCUUAGCUAGAAAAGUCUUUCGUUUGUUUAAGUUUGUUAAUGAUCUUCAUGGGCUUAUCAGCCCGACUGCUCCUGGAACUCCCCUUCCUCUAAUUUUGCUGGGGAAGUCCAAGAAUGCCCUCCUGUCCACUUUCUUGUUCCUGGAUCAAAUCGUGUGGCUGGGAAGGACUGGCAUAUACAAGAACAAAGAACGUACGGAGCUGAUUGGAAGGAUCUCUCUUUUUUGUUGGUUGGGUUCUUCUGUUUGCACCACAUUAGUUGAGAUUAGCGAAAUCGGGAGACUGUCUAGAUCAAUGAAGAAGAUGGAGAAGGAACUCAAGAAUCCUGACAAAUUGAAGAAUGAGCAAUACCGAAGUAAGGUUCAGAAGUCGAACGAGCGAUCUAUUGCGCUCGUUAAAGCGGCCUUGGAUAUAGUUGUUGCUGUGGGCUUGCUACAACUUGCACCUAAGAAAAUCACUCCUCGUGUAACGGGUGCUUUCGGAUUUACGAGCUCUCUCAUCUCCUGCUAUCAGUUGCUCCCGGCACAACCGAAAACCAAGACAACCUGAAGCAAAGCUUUACCUGGAGCAAAAUAAAGCUUUCAAGUUUCAAAUGUCAUGAAAUAAAUUACCCAUAUGUAUGAAUUUGGUACUUCGUGCUCUCUCAAGUUGGGUGUGUUUUAACUUUAAACCCAACUUCUAUAAAUGUUUGUUAGUUGUUACAAAGUAUUAUAAAAUUUCUCUAUAGGGCCAAUUAUAUUUGUGACUUAGCAAAAACUAUAUAUCCUACAAAAUACAUCUCAAAAUAUAGCUCAAAACAACUUUGAUCAAAUUAUACUUGUGAUCCAAAAGACACUUAACAUUGGUUUGGAAAG